Molecule: messenger RNA, 1695 nt
Organism: Diospyros lotus (date-plum)
Lineage: Eukaryota; Viridiplantae; Streptophyta; Magnoliopsida; Ericales; Ebenaceae
Product: protein BIG GRAIN 1-like B
Exons: 2
Coding region: 295-1530 (411 amino acids)
Biological process (GO): auxin-activated signaling pathway
Source: RefSeq, a predicted model, not a curated record
UGCUCUUCAACCCCCCCAUUCUCUCUCUCUCCUCUCAAAAGCGUGCCCUCUAACCUCUCAUUACUCUCUCUCUCUCUCUCAAACGCUUCACUUUCUCUUCCAAACACCAAAACAAAGCAUCAAUUACUGUGUCUCCCCAACUCGCAAUCGCCUCUUCCACAGCUCGCAGCUUUUGAUGCACUCUCAGCCGACAACAUCAUUCGCCCAACCCAUUCCCCAUUUUUCUUCAAUUCAUCGAUCUUCGCUCCCUUUACUGUCUCUGAUCCAUUGAUUUAGAGAGAGCCAUCAUCGACCAUGGAUAGGUGCGAUAAGUUUCUCAAAGUAGAAGAUCCAAACCUGGAUCGUCGCCCAAGGGAUCAGAACCCGUCCUUCUCCUCCACCCUUCUCGACGCCAUCUACCGCUCCAUCGACGACGACGGCGCCGGCAGCGAGGCCGUGGAAAAGCUGGUUCUUUACCGGGAAACCACGAGGAAGAAACGGGGCGGCUUUGACGACGGCAUGGCGGGCUUCCGGAGGGCCUGCAUGAUCGAGAAUUGGAUGGAGAAGAAAGUCAGCGAGAAGGUGGUCCUCCGCCGGAUGUCGGCUGCAGAUUUCGACAGUGUUAAGGAUUUGGGGAGGAAUCGAAGGAGCGAUCGCGAGUCGUUGUUCCUGAAAUCCAGUUCGAGCUCCUCGGACUCCAGCUCGGCUGGAGGAUUUUCGUCCUCCGAAGCGGAGUCGAAGUCGUCAUCGGGGUUCACGGCUCACCGGCCGAAGCCUAUUCGCACCGGCAUUUCCGCUCCGCCGGAGAAAUUCAACAAGCAAGAAAUUCGUCAGAAGCCAAAGCAAGACAACAGUUUCGUGAAGACGAAAUCCAAAGCAAUGAAGAUCUACGGCGACCUGAAGAAGGCGAAGCAGCCGAUCUCUCCCGGCGGCCGGCUCGCCAGUUUCCUGAACUCUCUCUUCACGGCCGGCGGCGCAAAGAAGGCGAAGAUAUCAUCUCCCGCCGGGGCCGGAAGAUUCGACGACGCCAGCUCCGACUGCAAAUCGAAGUCCACCUGCUCCUCGGCUUCUUCGUUUUCUAGGUCAUGUCUGAGCAAAACUCCAUCGUCGCGAGGAAAAUUAAGCAAUGGCACGAAGAGAUCGGUCCGAUUCUAUCCAGUCAGCGUAAUCGUGGACGAAGAUUGUCGGCCAUGCGGAGAGAAAUCCUUGUACGAAGAUGAUCAUCGGAAUCUCACGCUGAGAAACUCCAUUAAUGACGAGCUUAACUUCCAUAUCAUGGAGAAGAAUCGCCGGAUCGAGGAAGCGGCAAGAGACUUGUUGAAGAACUAUCAGAAGAAGGCUGAAUACAAUCAGUACUUCAACAACGAUCCAGAGUUCGACAACAACGACGACGACGAAGAAGACGAUGCCGCGAGCUACGCGAGCUCUGAUCUCUUCGAGCUCGACAACCUCUCCGCCAUUGGAAUCGAGAGGUAUCGAGAAGAGUUGCCAGUGUAUGAGACAACUCAUCUCGACACCAAUCGAGCCAUCGCCAAUGGCUUCAUUUCCUGAAUUUUUCAUUACCCGGCGGGUAUUGUCGGUCCCUUAGACGACACUUGAGGGGAAGCGGGAACUAAAACGUUCCCCUUCUCCACCCAAGUUCGCUCUCGUCGUAUCGACUACUUACCUCUUUUUUGAUUACCCAAAAAAAAAAAAAAAAAGAACAAAAAAAUCAAA